Colletotrichum acutatum is the source of this 864-nucleotide messenger RNA. RefSeq names its product putative methyltransferase-domain-containing protein. Gene Ontology annotation, molecular function: tRNA (guanine(46)-N7)-methyltransferase activity. The coding region runs from base 1 to 864 and encodes 287 amino acids. The record is from RefSeq and is a predicted model, not a curated record. NCBI's taxonomy places the organism in Eukaryota, Fungi, Ascomycota, Sordariomycetes, Glomerellales, Glomerellaceae. Gene Ontology annotation, biological process: tRNA methylation; RNA (guanine-N7)-methylation. The transcript has 3 exons. Gene Ontology annotation, cellular component: tRNA methyltransferase complex.
AUGAGUAGACCGGAAAAGAAAAACAAAACCACAAAGCGGGAGGAGUACCGCAAUGCGCGCAACCAAGAUGGCGUGGCCGAACUGCCCAAAAAGAAGUUCUACCGCCAACGCGCUCAUGCAAACCCUUUCUCAGACCAUCAAUUAGUCUACCCGGCCAGUCCAGACUCCAUGAACUGGACGCAGUACUAUCCCGCCUUUGCAGCCAAUGACGAGACCCCCUCUACCGAUCCCACAGUUACGGGUUCCAUGACUCUGGAUGCCUCGAAGCCGAAAACGCGCAGUCUUACGAAGGAUGUGGAGGUUGUUGACAUUGGCUGCGGCUUCGGAGGCUUGACCGUAGCUCUGUCACCCAUCCUCCCAGAGACCCUCAUUCUCGGCCUCGAGAUCCGCACUUCGGUCACGGAAUACGUUCAGGAGCGCAUCAAGGCCCUCCGAGUUCAGAACCAGGAGACUGGCCGGUACCAGAACAUCAGCUGCCUCCGCGCCAACAGCAUGAAGUUUCUCCCCAACUUCUUCAAAAAGGCACAGCUCUCCAAGAUCUUCAUCUGCUUCCCCGACCCGCAUUUCAAGGCACGGAAACACAAGGCCAGAAUCGUAUCAACGACACUCAACUCCGAAUACGCCUUUGCGCUGCGCCCGGGAGGCAUCGUGUACACCAUUACAGACGUCGAGCCCCUGCAUCAGUGGAUGGUGGGCCACUUCAAUGCCCAUCCCGCAUUCGAGCGUGUGCCUGAGGAAGAGCAGGAGGCCGACGAGUGUGUCAAGGUGAUGGCGUCCGAGACGGAAGAGAGCAAGAAAGUGACGCGGAAUCAGGGCCAGAAGCACAUUGCGCUUUUCCGCAGACUGGAAGAUCCUCCAUGGUAA